Molecule: messenger RNA, 867 nt
Organism: Phytophthora sojae
Lineage: Eukaryota; Oomycota; Peronosporomycetes; Peronosporales; Peronosporaceae
Exons: 2
Coding region: 39-617 (192 amino acids)
Biological process (GO): translation
Cellular component (GO): ribosome; cytosolic large ribosomal subunit
Molecular function (GO): RNA binding; structural constituent of ribosome
Source: RefSeq, a predicted model, not a curated record
CGCCGUCUUCAUCAAGUUUCAAUUUUAAGACUAGCAAUAUGGGUAUUGAUCUUGUCGCUGGUGGCAAGGUCGUCGGCAAGAAGAACCGCACGAACCCCAAGUCGGACAAUGUGUACCUGAACCUGCUCGUUCGCCUGUACCGUUUCCUGGCUCGUCGCACGGACGCCAAGUUCAACGACAUCGUGCUGCGUCGUCUCUACCAGAGCAACACCAACCAGGCUCCUCUGUCCCUGGGCAAGGUCGCUCGCUUCAUGAAGAAGCACGAGGGCAAGAUCGCCGUCGUGGUGGGCACCGUCACGGACGACAUCCGUCUUCUGAACGUCCCCAAGCUCUCGGUUGUGGCCCUCAACUUCACCGAGACGGCCCGCGCUCGCAUCGUCAAGGCUGGCGGUGAGUGCCUGAGCUUCGACCAGCUGGCCCUGCGUGCCCCCAAGGGCUCCAACACGGUGCUGCUCCGUGGCGCCCGCAAGGCCCGUGGCGUGUACGCCCACUUCGGCCACAAGUCGACGCUCGAGUCGGUGCACACGCACGACCACGUCAAGCCGUACGUCCGCAGCAAGGGCCGCAAGUUCGAGCGCGCCCGUGGCCGCAGGAAAUCGCGUGGCUUCAAGGUGUAAGCGGCCUAGCCACGAACACUCUGAAACCAGGCCUUCUCUGUCUUGUGCCUUCCGGACGUGGAUUUCGCGGGCUGUCAUCUUCAAGUGGCGGGUGUGGCAGGUGUAGCGGCAGUUUGGCUAGGAGCUGCUGCGUGCUGGCGGCGAGCUUGCCUCGCUGUUUGGCGCCACUGCUGCAGUCGUGGAGACGGCUGCUUGCUUAUCAGCGGUUGGAAUAAACGAACCCAGGGAAUAAAAUUGAGACGCGCACCAA